Molecule: messenger RNA, 1412 nt
Organism: Phragmites australis (common reed)
Lineage: Eukaryota; Viridiplantae; Streptophyta; Magnoliopsida; Poales; Poaceae
Product: RHOMBOID-like protein 2
Exons: 5
Coding region: 242-1216 (324 amino acids)
Biological process (GO): proteolysis
Cellular component (GO): membrane
Molecular function (GO): serine-type endopeptidase activity
Source: RefSeq, a predicted model, not a curated record
CUUCAAAAGUUGAAAGAAACCACCGCGCCGUGAGCCGCGCGCCUGACCGCCUGAGCCGAACCUCCUGAAGCGUCCGCGUCCGCGUCCGCGUCCGGCCCGCGCGUUUAUUUAUUCCUCUCGCCGCCCUCGUCACUCCAGCACCUCCCUCCAGAGCUCGGCCUCCCUCACCACACCACACGCAAGGCAACCGCGGUUUCAGCUAGCUAGCUAAGCUCGCCGUCGCGCCAAUUCGCAGCGUACAAUGGCGACGCACGAGGACGUGGAGAAGGGCGGGGUGAGGAAGGAGGCCGGCAAGGUGCCGUCGCCGCUGUACCCGCAGCACGAGGGGGAGCGCGAGUGGGUGCCGUGGAUCGUGCCCGUCUUCUUCGUCGCCAACAUCGCUGUCUUCGUGAUCACCAUGUACGCCAACAACUGCCCCGCCCACACCCGGGCCCGCGACGGCAAGUGCAUCGCGCGCUUCCUCGGCCGCUUCUCGUUCCAGCCGCUGCGCCAGAACCCGCUCUUCGGCCCCUCCUCCGCGACGCUCACGAAGAUGGGGGCCCUUGUGUGGGACAAGGUCGUGCACCAGCACCAGGGCUGGCGCCUCGUUUCCUGCAUGUGGUUGCACGCCGGUGUUCUGCACCUGGUGGCCAACAUGCUCAGCCUCCUGUUCAUUGGCUUGCGCCUUGAGCGGCAGUUCGGAUACAUGAGAAUUGGUGCAAUCUACCUCCUCUCCGGGCUCGGGGGCAGUGUCUUCUCCUCUCUCUUCAUCAGAAACAACAUCUCCGUUGGUGCCUCUGGUGCUCUCUUCGGACUCCUCGGAGCCAUGCUCUCGGAGCUCCUCGCCAACUGGACCAUCUACACAAACAAGGUCGCGGCUGUGAUGACCCUGCUGUUCGUCGUCGCGGUGAACCUGGUGCUCGGCAUCUUCCCUCACGUGAACAACUUCGCGCACAUCGGCGGGUUCCUGACGGGCUUCCUGCUUGGGUUCGUGCUGCUGAUGCGCCCGCACCUCGGCUGGAUGGAGCGCUACGGCAUGCCGGCGGGCAGCCCCUGCACCUCCAGGAAGUGCCUCGUCUACCAGUGGAUCCUGCUGGCCGUCGCGUUGGUCCUUGUCAUCGUCGGAUUCGCGGUUGGCAUGGCGAUGCUCUUCCGUGGCGCCAACGCCAACGACAGCUGCCACUGGUGCCACUACCUCAGCUGCGUCCCCACCUCGAGGUGGACCUGUGCGAACUGAGCAACAGAGCACGACAGAGAAAUUUCCGCCCAUUUUUCGUAUAUCCAGUGUUAUGCAUAUAUACAUAUAUUCUGUUUAUUGUAUAUAGCUUAAAGAAGGCACUCUCGAUGGGUCGUGUACUGUAGAGGCACGCUGGGAGCUUCUCUUGUUCAUUUGGUUCAUUCUUUAUAUAUUGCAAUUAUUGAGGUUUGGAACC